UCCAGUCAAUUAUUCGUCUUCCAACGUAUCUGGCUCUCCUCGCAUGCUUCUUUUCCAGUCAAUUACUCUUUCUCUACUUUAUAUAUCUCCGUCUCUCCACUCCUUACGCUCUCAUACCUCUCUCUAAUGGAAGCCAUGGAGGAAGUGGUGAUUAUCGGAGCAGGAAUUUCAGGACUGGCUACCGCCCUCGGUCUGCACAGAAAGGGGAUUAGAAGCGUGAUCCUGGAAUCAUCCGAGUCGCUGAGAGCAUCGGGCUUCGCUCUCACUUUAUGGGACAACGCAUGGAGAGCCCUCGAUGCCCUAGGUGUCGCCAACUCCCUGCGCCAAAAUCACCUCUCCCUCCAACGAAUCGUUGUAAACUCUGCGGAUUCUGGAGCCAUGACCGCUCAGAUCCCUUUUUCUGCUGCGGGCAAGCGAGGAGAGCGUGAAGUGCGUUGCUUGAGGAGAAGCUUUCUGCUUGAGGCUUUGGCAAAAGAACUGCCUCCAGGGACGAUAAGGUACUCUUCCAGAGUGGUUGGAAUAGAGGAGGAUGGUUACUUGAUGCUCUUACACUUAGCUGAUGGGUCGACUCUCAAAACUAAGAUCUUGCUGGGGUGUGAUGGAGUGAACUCAGUAGUAUCAAAAUGGCUUGGACUUAGCAAACCAUACUUCUCUGGUCGUUCAGCCACAAGAGGCUUUGCAGUGUUUCCUCAAGGGUAUGGCUUCAAGCAUGAAAUGUUGCAGUUUUUUGGAGAAGGCUUUAGGUUUGGGCUUUUGACCUGUGAUGAAAAGUGCAUUUAUUGGUUCUUUACCUGGACUCCCACUAAUCAAGACAAAGAAGCUGAAGAAAAUGCAAGCAUAAUGAAGGAGUUAAUUCUAAGUAAAAUGCGCAAAACAAAGUUGCCUGAGGAAAUCAUUGCAGUCAUAGAGAAAAGUGAAAUAAGCGAACCAGUCUCCUCUCCACUGAGAUACAGAUGGCCUUUUGAUCUACUUACUGGAAAUAUCAGCAAAGGCAAUGUUUCUGUUGCUGGAGAUGCACUUCACCCAAUGACCCCUGAUAUUGGCCAAGGAGGAUGCUCUGCACUUGAAGAUGCCAUUGUUCUUGCUCGAAGCUUAGGCGAAGCUCUUCUUGCAGGAAAACAUUGUAAAACUGAGGAAGAAGAGUAUGGGAUCAUUGAGAAGAGCCUGGGGAAAUAUGCUAGGAUGAGGAGAUGGAGGAGUUUUGAUCUCAUUGCUACUGCAUAUCUUGUGGGUUUUAUACAGCAGAAUGAAGGAGUAGUCAUUAGAUUUUUGAGGGACAAGUGCUUGUCUGGGAUUUUGUCAUGGAUCAUGCUUAAGAAAGUUGAGUUUGAUUGCGGCAGGAUUUGAAUGCUCUUUGUGCUCCUUCGAGUUUGGUCUUGCUACCUUUGCAGGUUUGUUUAGAUCUAGUACUUGAGCUUUGAUAUUUACUUGUAUAACAUGCAAAUAUUUGACAUCACAUUGAAAAUAGCUUUUUUUUUCCCCUAGAGUAAAGUUCUACAUUUCAUGUGAAUAUGUUAAUGUGAUUGGGAGACAAAAAUGUUAUAUGAGUAAAUAUCAAAAUUUAGAUAUUACA
This is a messenger RNA of Phalaenopsis equestris, 1573 nucleotides long. RefSeq names its product FAD-dependent urate hydroxylase-like. The transcript is spliced from 6 exons. The coding region runs from base 127 to 1347 and encodes 406 amino acids. The record is from RefSeq and is a predicted model, not a curated record. Gene Ontology annotation, molecular function: FAD binding. Lineage: Eukaryota; Viridiplantae; Streptophyta; Magnoliopsida; Asparagales; Orchidaceae.